Molecule: messenger RNA, 2221 nt
Organism: Phacochoerus africanus (Common warthog)
Lineage: Eukaryota; Metazoa; Chordata; Mammalia; Artiodactyla; Suidae
Gene: TRAIP
Product: TRAF interacting protein
Exons: 16
Coding region: 32-1447 (471 amino acids)
Source: RefSeq, a predicted model, not a curated record
CCUUGGCUACCUGGGCCACUUGAGACCAGUCAUGCCUAUUCGUGCUCUGUGCACUAUAUGCUCCGACUUCUUCGAUCACUCCCGCGACGUGGCAGCCAUCCACUGCGGCCACACCUUCCACUUGCAGUGCCUAAUUCAGUGGUUCGAGACAGCACCAAGUCGGACCUGCCCACAGUGCCGAAUCCAGGUUGGCAAAAGAACCAUUAUCAAUAAGCUCUUCUUUGACCUUGCCCAGGAGGAGGAGAGUGUCUUAGAUGCAGAAUUCCUAAAGAAUGAACUGGAUAAUACCAGAGCCCUGCUUUCCCAGAAAGAGAAGGAAAAACGAGACAGCCAGAUCAUCAUUGACACUUUGCGGGACACGCUGGAAGAGCGCAACGCCACUGUGGAAUCCCUGCAGAAGGCCUUAGACAAGGCCGAAAUGCUGUGCUCCACCCUCAAGAAGCAGAUGAAGUACUUGGAGCAGCAGCAGGAUGAGACCAAACAAGCACGGGAGGAAGCCCGCCGACUCCGGAGCAAGAUGAAGACUAUGGAGCGGAUUGAGCUCCUACUCCAGAGCCAGCGGCCUGAGGUGGAGGAAAUGAUCCGAGAAAUGGGUGUGGGACAAUCAGCAGUGGAGCAGCUGGCUGUGUACUGCGUGUCCCUCAAGAAAGAGUACGAGAAUCUAAAAGAGGCACGGAAGGCCUCAGGGGAACUAACUGACAAACUGAAGAAGGACUUGUUUUCUUCCAGGAGCAAGUUGCAGACAGUCUACUCUGAACUGGACCAGGCGAAAUUGGAGCUGAAGUCAGCCCAGAAGGACUUACAGAGCGCUGACAAAGAAAUCUUGAGCCUGAAAAAAAAACUGAUGAUGCUGCAGGAAACCCUGAACCUGCCACCAGUGGACAGUGAGACUGUCAAUCGCCUGGUUUUAGAAAGCCCAGCUCCUGUGGAGAUGCUCAACCUAAAGCUUCAACGGCCAGCCUUCGGUGAUGACAUUGACCUCAAUGCCACCUUUAAUGUGGACACCCCUCCUUCCCAGCCCUCCAGCAUCCAGCAUGGCCGUGCCAAAAGGCUCUUCCCAGAGAAAGCACAUUCUCCCGUUCAGGAUGUUCCCAAGAAGAUGCCUCAAGGCCCCAAGCAGGAGUCUCAGCUCUCGCUGGGUGGCCAGCGCUGUCUGGGAGAGCCUGAUGAGGAGCUGGCCAGUGCCUUCCCUGUUUUCAUCCGGAAUGCUGUCCUGGGCCAGAAACAGCCCAAGAGGGCCAGGGCAGAGCCCUGUCGCAGCACAGAUGCAGUAAGGACAGGCUUUGAUGGACUUGGAGGCCGGACGAAAUUCAUCCAGCCUACUGACACGACUAUGAUCCGCCCACUGCCCACGAAGCUCAAGCUCAAGGCUAGGGCAAAGCAGAGAGUGGCAGCCAGGACAGUGCUCCCUCCCUCCCAGGCUAAGCUGGACAGCUUCCUGUCCUAGUGAAAACAAACUCUGGAGCCUGGUCUGACAACAAAGAAAAGUAUUGGAUGUGCUUGAACCAGAUACCAUUCCUCAUUCCUCAGAUCCACUCUAUCAUGGUUGUGAGGGUGGCAGCUCCAGUUCUGAAAGCAGCAGAGUGGACUGGUGCCACGGUGGACAGUAAGGACCUUGUCCUCUAAAAAACCUGAGGCUGUGUGUUUUGGUGGGUCUGGAGAUAAUCUAAGAAGCUUGCUUUGGUUUUAGCCCUCUGGGCUGCUAAAGCUUGCCUGGUGGUGGCAUCUAUCAGAAGAGUUAAAGGGCCAGGGGAAUGCCUAGUGCCGGUUUUUUUUGUUUGUUUGUUUGUUUUCUAGCCAGAAAAACUUUGUCAGGUCACUAGCUAACUGUAGAGAUAAUGGAAAAGAAACUUCAAUGUCCAUACACAAGGAACACACACUUUGCAAAAAUAGUGUGGAAAGUCACAAACGGAAGCAAAAUCUAGCAAUCUCUGAGGAGUAGGAGAAUCUAAUGUACAGAGUUACCACAAUAUAAUACUUAGAAUAUCCAAUUCUCAACCAAAAAAUUACAAAGCAUACAAAUAAACAGGAAAAUAUGGCCCAUUCACAGGGGGGAUAAAAGAUUUUGGCAGAAACUACUACUAACAAAUUUUGAAACUGGAAAGUAUAAUAACUGAAAGAUUCACCAGAGUCACAAAUGUCAGUUGCCUUCUUACAGAUCAGCAAUGAACAAUUUAAAUUAAAUACACAAGAAAUUCCCUUAUGGUGCAGCAGGUUAAGG